Cuculus canorus (common cuckoo) is the source of this 3237-nucleotide messenger RNA. It is a transcript of the gene CCDC124, whose product is annotated as coiled-coil domain containing 124. Gene Ontology annotation, biological process: transcription by RNA polymerase II. Gene Ontology annotation, molecular function: transcription coactivator activity. The transcript has 5 exons. The record is from RefSeq and is a predicted model, not a curated record. Bases 930 to 1595 code for a protein of 221 amino acids. Lineage: Eukaryota; Metazoa; Chordata; Aves; Cuculiformes; Cuculidae. Gene Ontology annotation, cellular component: nucleus.
GCUGGGGUGGGCCAGGGGGGCUCUGGAGGGCUCCAGUCCCCAGACACCGGCACAGAACAGGGCUGGGAGGGUGUCAAUCUGGGUGGGUGACAGCCGGCCCUGGGGUCAGGCAGCCUGGGGCAGGCUGGUUCUGUGUGCAGGGCUGCCCUCCCCUCCCAGCUGUGGGAGCAGCUCUGAGGUGACUGAGGCAUCUUUAACCCUCCCACACGUUGUUGUGCUAUCCUGGGACCCAGCCCAGAUCAUGCUCCUCAGUAAAGGUCAGAGCACAGAUUGGGAAGGAGAAGGGAUUUAUUCCAGCCCAAGCUUUGAAAAGCUUGGAACUCAAGCGCUGGCCCUGAACAUCAGCUUUUCCCUCUUGUUUCUUAUUUAGCAAAUGCUUAACUGUCAUUAAAAAUGAAGUUUUAAGGUCAAGAACAUGGUGUCUAUGUGGGCAGCAUGCUGAGAAGAAGGGCCUUUCAUUGAGCCUCGUUAACUUACUUUGAGGGUCCCACUAUGCCUGACAAUGUAGGGAAAGUAAAUGGCCACGCAGAUGUGCUGUCUUAAUCCAAGAUAAAUGGGGUGAAAUGGCUGCGUUUCUGUACAGCCAGUCAGCAAGCUUAAUGCAGCGUUUGUGCUGGUUCAUCCUGAGCUGCUGGCAGCAGGGAAUUCCCCUUGGAGCCUCCUGGUGCAGAGCGAAAGCACCCAGCAUCGUUUUGACCCGGCAGCAGGGAGUGGUUUGGCUUGGUUGCAGGGCAGUGGUGCUUUCAACUCACUACCAGGAACCCUGCAGCCUGAUUUAUCCUGUUGUGGCACAGGAGAGAGAGUCCUGAAGUGCGAUGAGCCGAGUUCCUCCUCACAAGUCUGGGACAUUGACAGAUCUGUUCUGCUCAGAAUCUCAAAAUACCAUGAGGCAAUAAGAAAAAGGGGUUUUCAUGGUAGCACCUUGAGUGAUGCCCAAGAAGUUCCAAGGUGAAAAUACCAAGUCGGCUGCUGCCCGCGCAAGGAAAGCUGAGGCAAAGGCAGCAGCCGAUGCCAAACGUCAGCAGGAGCUGGAAGAUGCCUACUGGAAGGAUGAAGACAAACACGUGAUGAGGAAGGAGCAAAGGAAGGAAGAGAGGGAGAAGCGAAGGCUGGAGCAGCUGGAGCGCAAGAAGGAACUGCAGCGCCUGCUGGAGGAGGAAGACUCAAAGCUUAAGGGGAAGUCACCCAAGCAAGUGACACCAGGCAAAGUCACCAGGGCCCAGAUCGAGGAGACGAUCAGGAAAGACCAGCAGCAGAAGGAGAAUGCGGAUACAGUGGAGAAGGAGAAGACUCACUUGGAGGUCCCCUUGGAAGAGAACAUCAACAGAAGGGUGCUGGAAGAAGGAUCGGUGGAGGCCAGGACGAUCGAAGAUGCCAUUGCUGCCCUUGGCGUUGCCAACGAUCUGGACCGGCACCCUGAGCGCCGGAUGAAAGCUGCCUUCACAGCUUUUGAAGAGAUCAACCUGCCACGCCUGAAGCAAGAGAACCCAAACAUGCGCCUGUCCCAGCUCAAGCAGCUCCUCAAGAAGGAGUGGAUGAAGUCUCCAGACAACCCCAUGAACCAGAGGCACAAAGCUUACAACAGUCAAAAGUAGGACUAGAGCUGAUCCAUCCCCCACGGACAGUGGGCUGGAGCCCCAGGGCUCUGCUCGGAUGAAAACGGGAGGCGCAAGGAACCUCCUCUCUUUUGGUUUUUCCUUCCCUGCCCUCACUUUCUGUCUUUUCCUGUUCUUGGAUUUAAGAUAAGUGCGAGGCCACUGCUCGCCUCAGCGCCCAGCAGCAUCCGGCCGACUCCACUGACGGCUUUUCCCCUCACCGUUCUCACCCAUUCCCCCGGCAGCCAGUGCAGAGCGGCGUGGACAGACUAACACUACCUUCACGCUUCCAGAUUCAGUUGUUGUCUUAUAAAAACAAGCUACUAACUUGCUUCCAGACCUUCAGCAAGGGCCGUGGUCACGAGGUUUGGUAUCACCGCUGCUACCUGCCAAGGUCGGGAUCCCCACGCUGGCUGGCACCGUGCGUUAACCCACCAACCACCCCGACAUGAACCACACCACGUUCAUUGCCGUCUCUACCAUGGCUGCGUUGCACCCUCGUGCUCUGCAGGGUGAAUCUUUCCAACCAUCACAAGGACAGCAUCUGCCCGGUGUUGUUGGUGUCGUCCUCCAUGCUGGGAUGUCCCUGAAGAGGUGCCAGACCGGGAUCGCUGUUGGCCAUCUCUGGUGCUGCAUUAGAUGAGGAGGAGAAACCACAACGGGUGCAGAAAUUCCAUCAGUGUGGUGGGAAGAGAGAAAAUAACCUUCCAUCUUCAUCAGAACGAGAGAAAUGGCUCAGCACAGCAUGGUUCCUGCCUUGUUCGCGCAGGAAACUGGUGCCAGGCUUUUCUCUGUGAAUUUCCUGGUGGCCUUGCCCAGGGCCUCACACACUGCUUGGUGGGACAGGAGGGUUCCUGGAGGGGCUGCAACACAAGUACUGCCCCACAAAGGGAAGUUGUUCCUCCUCCCAUCGUUUCUCCCCCUGCCUGCUCCCAGACUCAGGCAAGAAGGUACCCCAUAGGCCCGUAGAAAGGGAUGUGAGGUUGCCAGCUCUGCUGGAUGCUCACCUGGCUGUGCCACUUCUGCUCCCCGCUGGCCAAAGGCACAAAGAGAUGGGUGAGCUCCCUUGGGAGAGCAGCAGCAGUGCCCGGGCAGGGCUGGAGAGGCUCAGCCUCGGAGCCACAGCGGAUCCUGCCCCAAGCCUUGAGCAGGUGCUGGCUUUCCCUCUCUUCCUUUUCCCCUUUUACAUCUCUUUUGGGCAUAAAAUCUUCCCUAAGGUCUAAACCCUUGUCUGAGCAGCCACACUGUUGCUGUGGAACAGCCAAACUCACGCCAGGCUCGGCAUCCUGCAGCGUUCUGGGGCGGCAGUUCGGGCUUGUGGUGUUCUGAUGGUACUAAAGAAAAGGGGUUUAUCCCAAGCUGAUUUAUCCUGGCAGCGUGUGCCCUGAUCACCUCUGGAGCCGUUUGCACUUCGGUGGGAAGGGGGUUGAGGAGGCGAUGCUCCAGCUGAAGCGGAGCGCCCGCUGCUGUUUUGGGGCUCUCCCCAUCCCUGUCUGCCCCCCGCUUGCAGAACCAGACUGGAGAAGCUGGGCCAGGCCCUGCCACCGGCCCCCCACCCAGUAAAGACGGGGCCGAAUGUACCCGGUGUUCCUCCCUUUCUGUGAAAACUUUGUUGUGUUUGACCCCAAUUAAAAAUUACCAC